Molecule: messenger RNA, 3214 nt
Organism: Gigantopelta aegis
Lineage: Eukaryota; Metazoa; Mollusca; Gastropoda; Neomphalida; Peltospiridae
Product: ornithine decarboxylase-like
Exons: 12
Coding region: 364-1788 (474 amino acids)
Cellular component (GO): cytoplasm
Molecular function (GO): ornithine decarboxylase activity
Source: RefSeq, a predicted model, not a curated record
GGUCAAUCGCCAUAUUGUAAAAAAAAACAUGUAGUCUGCAUGUAGUCUUCUGUGGGUAUUAACAGAAUUUUUAUUCCCAUUUAUUUAUGUCGCCUGUAUACUUUUUCUUUUUCUGAUUUACUAAAUCCAGCAAGAUUACGGCCGUAAAAGAACAAGAAGUAAUCGGUCUUGAACCUUCUGGUCAGGACAGUCUGACGACUGUCUAUUACACAGCAAGCCCCGAGGGCUUACGCCGUUCUAAGAGGAAGUUUGACUUCAACGCAGAGCCACCGUGGGAACCCAGCUAGUAUCUGCUAAGUGCAGGUGUUUCCCCUGGCCAGGUUGUUUGUACACUAGUGGACUUGUAAUUUCUAGCAUAAAAGAAUGAAGCAUUACAUCGGAAAUGGCUGCGUUGUUGAGUCACUUCCUUACAAUAAAUCAAAGACUACUCUUAUUACUGAAAAGAUAGCUUCUUUGGAGUCUGAGCACAGCGAAGAUGCUUUUUUUGUGGCUGAUCUUGGGGAUAUUGUCAUCAAGUAUCAGACAUGGAGGGAGCUCCUUCCUCGCAUUGAUCCAUUCUAUGCUUUGAAGUGUAAUGAUGAUCAUGCUGUUAUCAAGUUGUUAGCUGACCUGGGAACAUCAUUUGAUUGUGCCAGCAAGGCCGAGAUUGAGAAGAUUUUAAAUCUUGGUGUGUCGCCAUCUCGCAUCAUUUAUGCGAAUCCUUGCAAGCAGAAGUCAUUCAUACGGUAUGCAGCGAAACAUAACGUGAAAACAAUGACCUUUGACAAUGAAGCUGAGCUAUACAAAGUCAAGCAGUCGUUCCCAGAAGCCAGACUGGUUCUGCGCAUCUUGCCUCCAGCUGAUUUCAAGGUUCAGUGUAACCUGGGAAUCAAAUUUGGAUGUCACCCAAAGAAAGCUGCACAACUCCUGACCAAAGCUAAAGAACUCGAACUCAAUGUCGUAGGAAUUAGUUUUCACGUUGGGAGUGGGGCUGAGGAGGCUGAGGCGUUUGCUGCGGCAGUGGAACAAGCGUACUAUGUGUUUGAGCUGGGUCGAGAAAUGGGUUUCAACUUCGAGCUGCUUGAUGUCGGGGGAGGCUUUCCUGGACAGAAAAACACAGCAAUCACCUUCAAGGAGGUUGCUGAGGUUUUGAAUACUGCAUUGGACAGAUACUUUCCAAGUGACACUGGCAUAAGAAUCAUUGCAGAACCGGGUCGAUACUUUGUGGCUUCAGCUUUUACAUUGGCAGUUAACAUAAUUGCCAAACGCAUUGUACUACGAGACAGACCAAUUGAUGGUGAUGCUCAAGAGAUGAUGCUGACACCAAACGAUGAACCAGCUUUCAUGUACUAUGUUAACGAUGGAGUGUACGGCUCGUUCAACUGUCUGCUGUUUGAUCACGCCAAGGUCCAGCCAUCUAUGGUCCAGGAUUGUCAAGAUGAAAACACAUUUACCUCAAGCAUCUGGGGACCAACCUGCGACGGGCUGGACUGCAUCAUGGAGGACUGCCUACUACCGGAACUUCCUGUCGGAGCCUGGCUCUUCUUCGAGGACAUGGGCGCGUACACCAUGUCUGCAUCGACCUGCUUCAACGGCAUGCCUCGGCCCUCGUGCCACUUCUACUGCAGCGAGGACAGCUGGUACUAUUUAUAUCCCGAGCAGAAGAAAAAGACAGAGAUUAGGAUCCCAUCAAAGGCUAUCCCGAUUCUAAAGACGGGCCUCGACAUUCACUCAAGCUACGAGCAGACUGAUGAUGUGUUCGGGUCACCUCUCAACUUUGACAAAAUCUGCGAAGAUAUCACUUGCUGAAGUUCAGUUGUCUAGAAGAAAAGUUGUCUCUUUAGUUGAUAGGACUUGCUGUUUUGUCUCUUCUUUUACUGCUUGUUGCUUGUUUUCAUUCUGGUUUUUUUAUGGUCCUUGUGUAAAGAAAGAAAGAAAAAAACAUCUUAGGAAUGAAGCACAUUAACAUUAAUAUAUUUAUGUAAUUGACAUGGGAGUGACUUGCCGCUGUACUAGGAUAUAAAACAUACAAGAUUCACCGUAAUUUAGGUUCAUAAACCACCUGUAUUCAUACAUUUCAUAGCUUUGCUUUCAUGAUUAGAAAUCUUUUGCCAAUUCCAAAACAUUUUCCAUAAUGUAUUUAAUUAGUGAUUUAAUAUAGAGAAACAAAUAUAUAAUUGCAAAAUAUUAGUCAUGAAAUGUUUGCAAAUAAAUAAUAUAACUUUCAUACACUUGCUUGGCCGCCUAGCUGUUAGUGACGGCCUCAUGGCUGUAUUUUGAUCUGGGGAAAAAAAGGAAGUGUUACCUUUCAGGUAAUUUAUUUAAGAGAACAUCUCAUAUUCAUAAAGUUGUCUUGCAGAAAUGACUUUAAAGUAAAUCGUCUGUUGAAAGAUAAAGAUUUAGAAUCUGAAGUUUUUUCAUUUGUAAGUAAUAUGCUAUUACCAGAAGUACUCAGGAAAUAUGAGCAUUUGGAUGAAUAUAAGCAGUGAGAUGAUGGGACCAAAUAUCAUGUUACCAUUGUUGCUGGCCUAAUUGAUACCAGUCAAUUUAUAGAUGAGGUCCAAUUUAUCCUCCUUUCAAACAAUGGCUUUGGUCUACUUAUCAGGACCAGUUCAUGCCGAUUUGUUUUUACUUUUUUUAAGUACUAACAUUGACAUCCGAAUGUAUUAACCUUUCUGUAACAUUAUUGUCUGCUCAUGUUGGAAUACACAUGUAGAUCUCUGGGCAUUACUUUUUUCUCUUUUCCCCCCACCCCCUAUCUUGUUUGUCUGCCAUUUUGUAUGAAGUGUCACAUGUUUGUUUGCAAACUAUACUUAUUUUAAGAACUUAUUCAUUUGCAUUGGUAAAUUCAGAAUAGGUAUAAUAGUCAUUAGGUGAUUGGCAGGGUCCAUUAACCCCAGUGCUUUUAUCAAAAUAGAGGAAUCUAUUUCCAGAAGCAAGCUUGAAUCCUAUUUACAUUUAUUUUCAAAGUCUUGUUAAUAUUCUGAAUCUAUCAAUGUCUUCUGUGUGGUUUUGCUGUUAAUAUUAUAAGCAUAUAUCUAAUAAAUGAAUAUUUAUAUGUAGCCGAUUGUUCAAAACCAGUUCUGUACAGAUACUUUUUGUCUGUCAAUUAAUUUUAAAAGAACAAGUCCACUUGUGUACAAACAAUGGAAACACCUGCUCUGUUGGAUUGGCCAGUUUUGUGUUUUUUUGUAAGCUUUCUGUUGAGUAAUUUAAAAUAAAAGCUUUUAAAAUA